AUGUGCUAUGAUGUGGAAUAUUACAGUUCAGAAAACUUUAAAAGAACUUUGGAAGAUAUGCACAAUUGUGCAAAGCUUGGCAAAGGACAACAGAACUACUGCUGUGUUCGACCUCCAUUAUUAAACAUAAAACUUGAUCAUGUGGUGAUAGACGAGCUGCACUUGCUCCUACGCGUAAUGGAUGUAUUACUUGACAAUCUUGUCCAGGAUGCAUUGAACUGGGACCAAAAAGGCAACUGGCAAAGAAAGAAAAGCAAUCAUACAGCUACUCACCUGGAAAACCUUAUUGUAACCAUUAAAUCUUGUGGAAUCUCUUUCUCUGUUUGGGAGAAGCGAAAUGCUAAUGGAAAGUGUCGGGUACGUUCGAGUUCACAAGUCUUCUUGGUGAUGAUAAGAAAAAAUUAUUGAGGUCACUUCCCGAUAAAUUGGGGGGUGUAAUUCAACCACAUACUAAAGAGACAGUAAAAAUGUUAUGGCCAAUCAGGCAAGCCAAAGCCAUAUGCGUGAUUUUCUCUAUUAGCAAAUUACGUAACAGCUCACAACAUCCUGACUGUCAGUCUGUCACUGCAUGGUUAAAAACUCUUUACUCUUUUUUUGUUACUCUCUCUUUAUUUACCUCAAAGACGAAAAUGGAACCAGGAGUUGUUGAAACGGGGCAAACGACGGGAGAAG
Paramuricea clavata is the source of this 672-nucleotide messenger RNA. The record is from the annotation of a GenBank genome assembly. Lineage: Eukaryota; Metazoa; Cnidaria; Anthozoa; Malacalcyonacea; Plexauridae.